AUGCCUUCUAUGGCAGCUAGGGUUUUCAGGGGAUGCAGAUCGCUUUUCGCUCCUGUCACCACCGGAGGCACCAAGAAGUCGGCGGCGAAAUCGAAGGCGAAACCUAAGUCAAAGUUAAAACCAGACGCUCUGGUGAAGAAGACGCCGAGGACUACUGAUAUCUUCAAGGCCACUACUGUCUCUCCAGCUCUCGCUCAGUUCUUUGGUACCGAUGAAACCACACGCAUCGAUGCCGCCAAAGAGAUUUGGACCUAUGUCAAGUCCCACGAUCUUAAGGUUUACUCUUAA
Molecule: messenger RNA, 288 nt
Organism: Eruca vesicaria subsp. sativa (arugula)
Lineage: Eukaryota; Viridiplantae; Streptophyta; Magnoliopsida; Brassicales; Brassicaceae
Source: the annotation of a GenBank genome assembly